AGAGCGUCCUCGUCGUUGCUAGAGGUAUAGCAUCGCAUCGGAUGAUGUAAGGUUGUGCAGCUGAGCAGAAGUGUGGGAAAGUGUUGUGCAUUGAGCCAUUCGAGUUGUAGCUGAGUGAGCCCAAUGGCCAGCAUGGGGAUGUUUCUGGUCUUGCUCGGUGUGUUCUCGUUGGUAGGCGCAGUCCACGGUAGUCGUGUUUCUCAAGAUGACUCCAACAACUGGAGCUACUCUGGGGAUAGUUUUGCUCUCUCGAGUGAAGGGAGUGUUGUGACCACAUCGGGGAGUGGGUUUGACAUGGUGGAAACACCGGAUGAUCAGUCAAAUGUCGGGCAGUUCAAUGAGAACUCGUUCGCCCAAAGAAUACAUGAUAAUUCUCAUCAGUUUGAAGCUAACACUUUCCCCGAUGAUGAUCAAGUUAUUGGAGCCCAGGGAGACCCAUCAGCGAGCUAUGACUCUCUAUCCUCUCACGAGCUGUUGGAUUCUCCAAAUGAUGAGGGAGGCAAACUUGUUGGAGAAGAUGAUAACCUCUCCUUCGCUAACACCGAUUUCUCCCCUCUGGACACAUUCGACUCAUCCACAGACUCUUACGCAGCGUCUUCUGAGGGAGGUAAGCUAGUCUCGACAACCUUCACCCUGGAUCCUCCAACCGGCAGUGGCUCGUCCUUCGAUUACAGCAAGCUAGACAACGUCAACGAUCCCUCAGCCCGUGAGGGUGUUUCAUAUGCGCUCGGUAAUUCUGAGGAGAGGAAUCCUGCCCCAACCGGAGGCAAUGCCGAGUAUGUGUAUGAUGCCCGCGCCGGAGGUCAGGGUAACGGGGAUCAGGCAGCUGAAUCUUUCAGCACUGUAGGUGUCGAUCCGAACGCAACGGAAUCCACGACAUCUGCGAAGGGCCACGAAGGACCAUCCUCAGUGUAUACUCCCUCUAGCGAUACCGAGCCUUUUAACUUCCACGACCCCCGUACCCCGGAGGAGCAGAGGGUGAGCUCCGUUGUAGACAAUUCUCCAGACACUUCCGCCUCAUUUGCGGCCUCCACCGACACGACCACGGCUUCAACCUCUCCUUUGUUCGCCACCAGCAAUCCUACGAAGGGAACCCACGGGUGUCCUAGCUCGUACUGGGUAGAUCAUCGCGAAAAAUGGCCGCGUGAGAUCACUGUGUCUACACUUUUCAAGGAUGUAUGCGGCGACGGGGAAAACGCGAAGUUGAAGAUUGUGGAGAUAGUCUUUGGAACUACCAAGUUCUACCAAGCGCUUUUGGAUACAAGAGCUGCGCCAUACAGCCAACUCCUCCGCCAGACCGCUGGCGCUGUGUUGAAUUCUCUCACCAAACCUGCGUUCCCCAUUCGCGUUGAAGAGGUAUGCAAGCAGUUCAAAGCAGCCUUGUUGGCGGGAAAAUCCACAUCUAAAGCUCAAGCGCAGAAAUUCGAGAACGAGAACAAAGCUUACGGGCCCAAUGAGUGUGCUUAGUGUGUUCAGCAUACACGAGAAAAAGCAAUUCAUUCGUGUCCAUAGCUAGAUAAGAAUUUGUUUUGUACUAUCAGUGACGAUGGUGUAGCAGUGAAAGGUACCUUCGUCCGAUUGGACGAGUUCUGGAUUUCACCAGGAUGCAGGUUGAUGGGCCGCACGGGUGAUAUUGCUCACGCUCGUCCAUGGAGAUUUUUAUGGAGUGUAAUGCUCGUUCAAGUAAUUAGUCAAUAUCUAAUCUGAACAACAGCCUUUAUAUCUAUUUGGAAAUUACUGGACAUCUAAUCCGCAGUAUGUGAGCGCCCUCUUUACAACAAAUAAUUGUCCUACUUUAGGUAGUGAAAUAAAUCAAUCGAUUAUGUUGUAACUUAUACUUCAA
Messenger RNA from Physcomitrium patens, 1843 nucleotides. RefSeq lists its product as uncharacterized. The record is from RefSeq and is a predicted model, not a curated record. NCBI's taxonomy places the organism in Eukaryota, Viridiplantae, Streptophyta, Bryopsida, Funariales, Funariaceae.